Messenger RNA from Lemur catta (Ring-tailed lemur), 1638 nucleotides. RefSeq names its product putative caspase-16. Gene Ontology annotation, biological process: proteolysis. The transcript is spliced from 7 exons. Gene Ontology annotation, molecular function: cysteine-type endopeptidase activity. NCBI's taxonomy places the organism in Eukaryota, Metazoa, Chordata, Mammalia, Primates, Lemuridae. The record is from RefSeq and is a predicted model, not a curated record. The coding region runs from base 608 to 1417 and encodes 269 amino acids.
GGGACUGGGAAUGGUUCAAGUCUGGUACUGAGGGCUGAUGGUCUUGCUGGGCAGCUGGGCGGCCCCUGUGUGGCCCUGGAGGUGAGGCGGGUGGGCUCCAGCUGGACUCCACGGCUCUCCCAGGCCUGGUGGCCUCUGCAGGCAGUGUCCAUCCCAUGAGCCUUCCCUCACCGGCCUUGCCCUGCUCUAGGGAGCGUCCCCACCUCUGUAAGUGCUGAUCCCAGGUGGGGGUUAAUGGUACGGCCACUGUCCACUUGUGCCCAUCCAUGCCCAGGGAAGUCCGUGAGCUUGAGCCUAAACUGGCACCCAUGUGUUGCCUGGGGCCAUGCUGCCCUGCCCCCUUUGCACCUCCUACCCCUGUCCUGGCAGUGACCCUGAAGAGACUUAGUAGCCAUGAGCCUUGCGGAGUCUUUCCCCGACGCCAGGAAAGACCGCCUAGGUUGCACCCCUCUCUGCUCCCCCAGGGAGCAGCCCCCUGAGGUGCCCUCGGGCUCCACCCUCCCAGCUCUUCUGCAGGGUGGCUGAAGAGUCCACAGGGGGCAGCUACUGCCCCAUCCUCCGGAGCUCCUUGCGGGGGACACUGUGCCUGGGAGGCGUGGAGCCCUGGAUGCCUGAGCCAGCCCCCGGCCCCAGCACUCACUACGACCUGUCCAGGGCCAGGGCUGCCCUCUUCCUGGCUGUGAUCCAAGACCGGCCUGGGGCCCAGCAUGAUGUGGAGGCACUGAGGGGGCUGUGCCAGGCCCUGGGCUUCGAGACCACCCUGAGGACGGACCCUACCGCCCAGGCUUUCCAGGAGGAGCUGGCCCAGUUCCGGGAGCGGCUGGACACCCGCAGUGGCCCUGUGAGCUGUGUCCUUGUGGCCCUGAUGGCCCAUGGGGGUCCACGGGGGCAGCUUAUGGGGGCUGACUGGCAAGAGGUGCACCCAGAGGCACUGCAGCGGGAACUGAGCCACUGCCGGGCAUUGCGGGGCUGCCCCAAGAUCUUCCUGCUGCAGGCCUGCCGUGGGGGGAACAGGGACGCUGGUGUGAGGCCCACAGCUCUCCCCUGGUACUGGCGCUGGCUGCAGGCACCUCCCACCAUCCCUUCCCAUGCAGAUGUCCUCCAGAUCUACGCUGAUGCCCAGGGCAGCGCCUCCAAGGGCUCCCCUCCAGGCAGCUCUGACCAAGCAGACAUCCUGACGGUCUAUGCAGCUGCCGAGGGCUAUGUGGCCUAUCGGGAUGAGAAGGGCUCAGACUUUAUCCAGAUGCUGGUGGAGGUCCUCAGAGCCAAGCCAGGGGGAGACCUCCUGGAGCUACUGACUGAGGUCAACAGGCGAGUGUGUGAGCAGGACGUGCUGGGCCCCGACUGCGACGAGCUUCGCAAGGCCUGCCUGGAGAUCCGCAGCUCGCUCAGGCGCCGGCUCUGCCUGCAGGCAUGAGGGCCCCACAGCCAGCUGGAGCGUGCUGAGAGGGCGGCCAAACCCCAGCGUCACCAUCAACCCAGUCCACUCUGUCUGCUCAUCUGUAAAUGGGGCCUGGCAGCCCGGGGCCGGCGCUAGCUGGCAGGCAAUAAACAUCUGUUCAUGCUGUGCUCGGGAACAGGGCCUGCUCUCAGGGACGUGCGAAAAAGGGGAAAUGGUGUAUGUAAAGUACCUGGCGC